This is a messenger RNA of Oncorhynchus tshawytscha (Chinook salmon), 1315 nucleotides long. RefSeq names its product PRA1 family protein 3. Gene Ontology annotation, cellular component: membrane. The transcript has 3 exons. NCBI's taxonomy places the organism in Eukaryota, Metazoa, Chordata, Actinopteri, Salmoniformes, Salmonidae. Bases 143 to 718 code for a protein of 191 amino acids. Gene Ontology annotation, biological process: negative regulation of transport. The record is from RefSeq and is a predicted model, not a curated record.
GGGUUCUACAGGGUGGUACUUCGAAAGCUAUCGCGAGAAACUGAACAUUUUUUAUUUAGUGACUGUUGAAUCUGAUCUUCUGUUUGCUGUAGCCUACAACAAGCCGAGUCAUUAUAUUAUACACUCUUCACACAGUAGCCACAUGGCUAGGGUAGAACUCACACCGUUGAAACCCUGGGACGAUUUCUUCCCAGGUUCCGACCGAUUUGCUAAACCAGACGCGAGAGAUUUACCUAGAUGGAACAACAGGGUUGUCAACAACUUGCUUUAUUAUCAGACAAACUAUUUUGCAAUGGCUAUCAUUGUUUUCCUUAUUGUGGGGUUUCUCAACCCUAUGGGGAUGUUCAUGGGCAUGGCAGUGGUGUCGCUGGUCUUCCUGGGCUCAGUGUGGGCUGGAGAGAAUAAGGCCAUGAUCAAAGACUUUAAGAGGCAGAACCCCACAUUAUUUGUCAUGGCAGUGAUGGUAGCCAGCUACUUUCUUAUGUCUCUCUUCGAUGGUGUCAUGGUCUUCAUGUUUGGGAUCACAUUUCCUAUUCUCUUGAUCUUUGUACACGCCUCACUUCGACUUCGCAACAUGAAGAAUAAACUGGAGAAUAAGAUAGAGGGGGCGGGGCUGAAGAAGUCACCAAUGGGUAUUCUACUGGAGGCGCUGGGCCAGCAGGAAGAGAGCCUGCAGAAGAUCCAGGAGUUCCUUGAGGGGAAACCCAAGGAAGGAUGAACUCUACACAGAAAACCAACAACACACACGCCACAGUCCCUAUGUUGUCAUAGGUCCCCUAUCACAUCCCUGGCCUCUGAUUAAUGGGAACGCGUUCCUUUGCACACCCCCUUUAAUGUGCAGUCUCAAUGCAUUCAAUCAAUGUUGGAUAGAAAUCAUUGUAAUACAUGUUUGAACACUUCAGCUACAAACCGUAUAGCCUAUCUCGCAUGCAGGUAUAUGUGUGUUUGUUGAUUUAGUCUAGAGAACAUGUGUUGAAAACCAAAGCUUUAAUUUUACUUCAGAAUAUUUGUUACUCCACCCAGAACUUGUCAGAACCCUUCUUUCAAGUAGUGAUGACAGCAUCUCGAUACUGGCUCACAUCCUUGCUAUGCAAUGUUGCAAACAAGUUGCAAAUUACUAUUCCUUGUUGAAUGUAUUUGUGUGUGUAGGUGGGCAAAUGUUUCCAAAUCCCACAUGCAAUAUUUACACAACCUGUUCAUGCUUUGUGACUUUUGUAAAUAUAACAAGAGUGAAAACAUUGUGGUGUUAAAAGCACAUCUGUGACCUGACAGAUUGAGGUCACUUGGUUUGAAAAAAUAAACAAACAGAACUAUG